Messenger RNA from Musca vetustissima, 5502 nucleotides. RefSeq lists its product as uncharacterized. NCBI's taxonomy places the organism in Eukaryota, Metazoa, Arthropoda, Insecta, Diptera, Muscidae. The transcript has 3 exons. The coding region runs from base 1 to 5502 and encodes 1833 amino acids. The record is from RefSeq and is a predicted model, not a curated record.
AUGCCGGAGUUCAGCGACCCCGUUUCUGUGGGCUUCCCCCACACAUGGACCCAUCAACCAAAUGGUUACUAUCCACCUUCGUCGUCGAACCAACCUCAGAAUACCUUCGGAUCUCAUCAAUAUGGCAGACCCCAAGAAAUUCACCAGCCAGGAUAUCAAUAUCACCGACCCCAGCCGAAUUCUUUGAUAUCGGAAUUAAAAAAAUCCCGAUCUGGAUUAAAAUUACAACCCUACGAAUUUAAUACAGCUCCGCCACUGUAUGUGGCACCCAAGAUUAGACCACGGCCUCAAAUUGCAACUCCAACACAAACACAACAAGUCACAACUCCCAACUUUCAACAACAGCCAACAAAUGUUUUACAAAAUAAUCCCUCCCAACUAAGGCAAGAGCCUCAGGGGUCUCUUCAGAAUGCAGCAGGAUCUCACACUCCUUCACAGCAACCACAAUUUUCUCAACAACCCCUGGGAGGACAACAACAACAAGCUACUGUGGGAGUUUCAUAUAACCAACCUCAAGCUUCUUCUCCUGGAAAUUUUGCCACAACUUCGGCUCAAGCAACCUCUUCCGCAACCUAUAACCAUCAAAGACCUUCCUACGCCGAAUCAAGUUCUUUUAAUAACCCAGGAAUUGCUUUAUAUCAAGGAAAUAAUCUGCCAAAUAAUCUAGAAGUCUCAAAUGCUCUACAAAGACCUUCAAAUCCAGCUCAGAAUCCCUCAAAUCCAGUUCAGGUUCCAACAAAUGGUUAUCAAUACCAUCAGACCUCUUCAAGGCCGCAGGAAACAGUCCCCAAUUCCCAAAAUCCAAAUUCUCAAAAUCCUUCGUUUUCAUCACAGGGUCCAUCAAAUGGCUAUCAAUAUCCUCAGGGAAAUUUCCAGCAAUCUUUCAACGACAGAGGCAAUCAGAAGCCUGAACCUCAAUAUCAACCCUCUUCUCCAGGAACCAACGAAGUAAAACCCAACGAACAUCAACAGGGUUACCCUAAAGGACCCAAUUCGAAUUUCCAAGGCUAUGGAAAUCAAAAACCUUCUCAGGAAACCAAUUUCCUACAACACAGACCCGGAGCUCAAUUCAAUCAAGGACUUCAAACCUCAAAAUCCGAAACAGAGCAACAAAUUUAUCACAGACCUGAACAAGGAAAUACUCAAGGAAACGGAGAAAGAAUUCAAGGAGCCAAUCAGAAUCCUCAGUCAACUAUCAAUCCGGAAAAUGAUAUCCGACCUGCUCAGGGAAAUUCUCUACCAAACAGUGACAAUUUGAGGGUCCAAGAAACCAUGCAGACUUCUCAGGCUUCCAACAACGAAGUUGGACAACAAAAUUAUCCCAGCAGGGUCCCUGAAGCCAUUUCGAAUUCCCAUGCUUUCAGUUCGGGAAACACCCAAACAAAUUACCCUCGACCUGGUCAAGGAAAUGAUUUCACUUCGAGGGAUCCAGAAGGCAAUCAAAGACCUGUUAAUUCUCAACCAGAGGCUGAGCAACAAAAUUACGACAAUCGUGGUCAAGGUUAUGCCUACCGAACUCCAGAAAAUUCAGGAGUUACUGGAGCUUCUUCCCGACCAGAAACCGGGCAGCAAAAUUACCCAAGACCUGCUUUGCCUUCCAGAGAAAAUCCAAAAGUUUCUCUAAAUUCGGAGCAACAAAAUUAUCCCAGACCUGGUCAAGGUUAUGUUUACUCAACCACAGAAAAUGGCGCCCAAUCAAACGCUCUUCCUUCCAAACAAAACAUGGACCAACAAAACAACUUCCAAGCUGUUCAGGGUGGACAAGCAGAAGCUAAUCAGAGACCUAUUGGAAUUUCAGGAGCUCUAGGUCAACCAGAAGCCAUACCAAAUCCGCAGCCUUCAUAUCAGAGACCUGAGAAUCCCACGACAGCUCUAAAUAAUGGAAAUUCGGUUCUAAAUGGAAACUCCUCGCCUGGUCAAAAUUCUCAAGGAUAUUCGUAUCAAUCUCAGCCUCAACCUGCAGGUCCCUUGGAAACUUCAAAUAAUGGAUAUCCCAGACAAAAUCCUCCACAGAAUCCAGGAUACUCCUAUCAAUCUCAGGAGGCUUUAAGGCAGAAUGGCGAACAAAAUGGAAAAUCGGAAGCCACCCAAGAGUCUGCAUAUCCACAAAAUGUUCGACCAUUAGCACAGCAAGGCACUCUUCCUUCAAGACAAGAAUCUUCUCCACAGGGUAACCAAAGGCCUCAAUCGAACCCUGGAUAUUCGUAUCAGCCACAACAGAAUCUGAGACCAAAUGUGGAACAAAAUGGUAUGGGGUCUAAUUUCCCACAAAAUAGGCAACCUGAAGCCCAGCAAACCCCUCUCCCAUCCAGGCAAGAAUCUGAGCAGCAGAGACCUCAAUCGAAUCAAGGAUAUUCCUAUCAGUACCAACAGAAUCUAAGACCGAAUAUGGGUCAAAAUGGAAACCCCAUCAAAGAACCUGAAUCCCCACAAAAUAGACAAACAGAAGCCAAUCAGAAUUCUCUUCAAUCAGGACCAGGUUUCGAGCAUCAAAUCUCCGAAGGACCUGGUCAACAAAAUCCUGGCGAAAAUCUUCACCAAAAUAGUGGCUACCCUCAGGCAAUGAGACCGAAUCCCGAAGUGACUUAUCAACCUCAAGUUCCACAAGUAAAUCAAAAUUUUGGACAACCCGUUAGGGAUUUGGCUGUACAGCCUGGUUCUCAAGUCUCUCAGGAAGACUCAGCUGGAACUCAAGCGCCAGUUGGCUCCUCCGGCUUCAAUAAUGGUAUCCAAAUCCCAUCAAAGCCCAUGGAAGUUCCCAUACCCGCACGUCAAUAUCUGCCACCAUUUUCGAACCAAGAAUCCCAAACUCCCAGCUCUGAUCUGACAACAACUGAAUAUCAAAAUCUCAGCGCCGAUGUAUCUACAAGUUCUGCUUCCUCAUCCUCCUCUUCUUUGGCCUCCCAAUACCAACCACAAAAUAAUGGACCCACUUCUCAGCAGGCUAACCCUCAGCAAAGUAAUCCACCUCAGGCCCUAGCCACAACUACCGCAUCUCCUCUAACAUCGAAUACCAUUUCCAGUUCUCCCGCUACCACCUUUCAGAACUUUCCCUCCCCCAGCCAAAAUGAAAAUGCAUCCACCCCACCGCCCACCUACAAUACCCAACCCUGGAAUCCCAUUAAAAUAUCUACAAAUCGUGUACCGAAACAACAAUCGCUCAACCUUCCACAAGGUUAUCGUUAUAGUACUCCCUCCAUGAAGCAGACUGCCGAACAUGCGCCCACCUUUAAUGGUGUGGUAUACAAUGAACUGGGAAUGGGUAUGAAUGCCUCCUCCUCCAAUCUGAUACCUGAUGAAAUGCCAAAGGUGGAAAAUGCGACACAAGAAGUGAUGAUGAUGGGUAAGACGGAAAUUGAAACUCAGCAGGGUUAUGUCUACGGCAGGCCAGAGGUGGGUUUAAAGGAGCCUCAGGGGGUGACUCUACUGAGACCGGUGGACUCUAUGCCAGAAGAGUAUGUUUACUAUAAGAAACAACAGCAAAAGCAGGAAGGGGGAAAUGGAACCCAGAAUUCUUAUCCAAACCAAGAAGGCUCCGGAACCUCCAGCCAAGGUAAUGAAGAGAACAUCAGACCCCUCAAAGAGAUGGCCAACAAACCGAAUCAGGAUGUUAUGAGACCCUCAAAUGGAGGUUAUUCCUAUCCCCAACUAGCAACUGAGUCCGUCGGAAAUUCUGCGGAAAAUUCCAGGCCUCUUCAGGAUGCUCAGCUUCCUUCAGGAACGCAAAAUUUCCCACAUAUGGGACAACCUGAUCUCAAUAGGCCUUUGGAAUCGCUGCAAAAUGAAAACUCGCAGUUGAGCGCCAUUCGUCCCAUGGGUGGUGAAUUGAGACCUGAGGAUUCAAAUAAGGAGCAGAACAGACCUGUGGAAGUGAUGCAAGAUGGAAAUCUCCAUUUGGGCGCCAUUCAACCCAUGGAAGCUUCUCAGAAUACAAACAAUGGAUAUUCGCAAAAUUCACAAGUUCCGGAGGCAAAUGGUCAAAAUGACUAUUUGAACCAACAGUAUCCAUAUAAACAGGUAUCGGCCCUCAACCAAGUGAAUCGGAUUCCUCAGGGUGGUCAGCCAACGGAAAAUUUGCCCUCAAGGAAUCAAUACCUCAAUCCGCAGGGUGAAGGUCCCCAACCUGAAAAUUCUCCAGCUUAUCAACAACACAUGCAGCAAAUCUCCAAUGAGAACCGAAUGCCAUUUAAUGGUCAGUUUCCAUCGAAUCACACCCAGGAGGCCAUCAGGGAGCAAAGUUCUCAACCUCCCCAAGGAAAUCAAGGCUUUGUAAUGGGUCCCUAUGCAAACCAGGGUGAACAAACUCAAUUUCAACCAUCCAAUCGUCCGGAAAUGUCACAGAAUCCCGUAGGGCAAUCUCACCUCCAACCAUCCCCUGCCAUCGAAAUGAAUCAAGGGGGCCAUACCCAGGUUCCCGUUCAACAAACGAUUCAAGUUACCGAAACUCAGGCCAUGAUUCCAUUAUUCAGACCCUCACCCCAGUUCCAAAGUAAUGGCUACAAUUAUGGUCAAACCUCAGGAAAUAAUCCACAAAUGGUCCCUCAAAAUCAAGUCCAAGUUCUGCAACAAAAUCAAGCUGCCAGCACAAGUUUUCAACCCUCCUCUCCGAACUUCAUGGGAAUAUCCAGGCCCCAAGAAAAUUCUCCACAAAAUAUGCAACCUGCAAUGAUGGAUUAUCCCGCACAAAAACCCGCACAAUUUGUGGGCUAUUCUAACCAGGUUCCGCAACAACAGUUACAGGUACCCUCACAAAAUUCGAUGAUUUUCCCACAAAAUCCCCAAGAAAUUGUCACACUUCAAACCACAACACCCAAUUCGCUGAUGGCCUUCUUUAGCACACCCAAUCCCAUCGAAAAUCAAGUGAUCUCCUCCUCAAAUCCGCCGCGGGAUGUUAAUUCCCGCCCCAUGACCUUUGAGGAAACAAAAAGCUAUAUGCAAAUGCCAUCACAUUCUUUUGAAUUGCCCUCCUCUUACAUUAUGGUGCCAAGUAAUGCGGAACAGGCCUUGAUGCCUCAGCCCAGGACAGCCAAUUCUGCAGGUUCUACAGUAUCAGAAUCAACUGAGGAAAAUACCCAAAAUCCCCAGGUGACAGAAGAGCCUGUGCGACAACCCCAUUUGGUGUAUGGCUUGCCAGACCAAGCAGAACCCACAACCGUAACCCCUGAACCAUUAGCUGAACAACUGUCCCCAGUAAAACCCAUGGAAAACGAGGGAAAUCCACAAAAUCCCAUGGCAUUCCUGGAAAAUCCCAUUGUCUACAAUACUCCCGAGCAGCCCGUAACUUCGGUAACUCCCGAAACACUUCAGGAGCAAACUCCGAUUACGACAGAAAUUUCUGUUCCUACUGAGGUAACUUCUGCCAAUUCAUUGGUAUUUUUGGAAAACCCCAUCGAAACUCAACAGCCAAUACGGCAACCCCAUCUCAUUUAUGGUUCUCCGGUCUAUGAAGCCACCACUAUUAACUUGCCAUCACCCAUGUAUACUCGUUUUUAUAAGAAGUAA